Molecule: messenger RNA, 1522 nt
Organism: Nematostella vectensis (starlet sea anemone)
Lineage: Eukaryota; Metazoa; Cnidaria; Anthozoa; Actiniaria; Edwardsiidae
Product: loricrin
Exons: 4
Coding region: 328-1290 (320 amino acids)
Source: RefSeq, a predicted model, not a curated record
CCGCUCCACGUGAGAGAUAAAGGCGCACGAAGCGCGUUGGAGUUCGGUUGUUCUUCGGUGUUUCCAACGAUAAUUCGAGCCUUUCAUUUUGUCUUUGUUACAAGGAUCUUAGUAUCACUUCCGCCCUCAAAGAUCGCAGGCUUUUCUGAGUACUUUCCUACUGAAAGUGAAGAUGGGUGUUUUUAUGGCUGCUUGAGAACGCCCUGGUGCCGCUCGGUUAACCUGAACUUGACUGCCUUAAGAAAUAAAGUGAAGGGGAGAAUUUGUGAGUUGCUGUCCAUAGAAACAGAAAACGCCUCCGAAUUCAUAAAGAACGACGUGAACUCCAUGCAUUACAGAAUCCAGUCACCUAGUGGGUGUGGCAAAUGCCCGAAGUUCCACAAAACAAGAACAGUACUCGCGAAAGGCUCUGACAAGAUUGGAGUUACAAGCAGAUUCGGAGAAGUCAAGACCUACAUGGCUUUUGCUUCUGGUCGCUACAGGAUCGAAACAGGCGGCGGACAAGGGGGAACACACAAUGCAAGCUAUGGAACCUACCCCGGGAUAUUCCCUGGAGGCAAAGGCGCAACCAUGGAGGGUAUCUUCCAGAUCACCGUACGCACUGAACUCAAAAUCGUGAUAGGAAAGCCAGGGGGUAAUUCCGUAGAGAUAAGGGGUGGUAGAAAGACAAAUUUAUCGGCAAAUGAAUUGGGGAUGUCUGUUGAAGAUAACGCAGGCACAGGCGGUGGAGGAGGGUCGUUUGUUUAUACAAGUGCCGGUGUGCUACUUGUGGCUGCCGGUGGAGGAGGGGGAGGAUCUAGUGGUUUCAAGGGUGUGGAUGGGCAGGCGACCGAGAACGGGGCGGCAAGUAAGGGAAGGCUGUCUUACUCUCGAGCAGGGGGGUCCAAUGGUAAUCCGGGUGUGUGCAACAGAGCUGGAGGGAAUUACCACGGAGGAGUGGGUGCAGGUUGGAAUGGCGCGGGUUGUAACAGAACCCAAAAUAUGCAUGGCGAGGCAGGGGGUGCUAGGGCGCAGGGUUGGGUCGGAGGUAGAGCCGGAAAUAUGAACAGCGGGUACAACGGCGGUCCUUCCCCUGGUGCUGUUGGUGGUUUCGGAGGAGGGGGAGGGGGGUCGGAGGAUAACGGCGCCUCUGGGGGUGGGGGUGGAUAUUCAGGGGGAGGAAGUGGUAUCACUUGGAAUCAGGCUGGUGGUGGAGGGGGGUCGUACUGUGCUGGAAGCAGCUGCAAGGGAGUCACUGGAGGGAACUCCGGCAGAGAGGGUUAUGUUCAGGUCACUUAUCUUGGGCCAUAGAUGAGCAUUUCGUCCACGGCUCAGUUGAGAUAGCCUCAAGGGAUUUCUUUUCGAUUUUCACAUACAUUCAAUGGGAGCAUUUGAUCAGAAGGCAUUUGCUUGAUUUUUUUCCUCCCAAUACCCAAAAAGUAGUGUCAUGGAUUUUUAUAUUGAUCAUCGUCGAGUAAUAGUAAUCACAUUGUAAACAUGAUGGUGUUCAUUUUAGAUGUGAAAUAAAAUCAUAUUACACAAA